Molecule: messenger RNA, 6202 nt
Organism: Corythoichthys intestinalis (scribbled pipefish)
Lineage: Eukaryota; Metazoa; Chordata; Actinopteri; Syngnathiformes; Syngnathidae
Product: mitochondrial folate transporter/carrier-like
Exons: 7
Coding region: 283-1251 (322 amino acids)
Biological process (GO): nucleotide transport; folate import into mitochondrion
Cellular component (GO): mitochondrion
Molecular function (GO): FAD transmembrane transporter activity; folic acid transmembrane transporter activity
Source: RefSeq, a predicted model, not a curated record
UUUGAAGCUCGGUGUAGGAAGGUCGACAACUGGUGUGUUGCUGCUGCUGACAUUUUGCGUGGAUAAUGUCACUCCACAGUGUUUGACACCACCACAUGUCAAAAACGUGCGCCACUGGCUAACAUGGACCCACGAUGAGACGAUUUCAAAGAAGUUAUUUGGCUGCAACAUCGUGACGACUUUACUGCCGUGACUAUGACUUGUCGAGUAUACCUUUUGAAGAUUUGGGAUCACAUGUGUAAACACGUUUAGCUUUGCGAGCUACAACGAAAGUUGGUAAGCAUGAGCACCGGCCCAAAUCAUGGUGCCUUAGGCGUCAGUGGUGAAAACCCGAGGUCUGCUGUGUCACUCGCUGGACAUGUCCAGCAAGUUUUCAGACAUGUGAAGGUAGAAAACCUGGUUGCAGGACUAAGCGGAGGAGUUGUUUCAACGCUGGUUCUGCAUCCUCUUGACCUGGUCAAAAUCAGGUUUGCAGUGAGUGAUGGUUUGGAAUUGAGACCCAAGUACAAUGGUAUACUGCAUUGUAUGAAAAGUGUGUGGCACCAGGAGGGACUUAGGGGACUCUAUCAAGGAGUCACCCCCAACGUGUGGGGUGCUGGAGCCUCUUGGGGUCUCUACUUUUUUUUCUACAAUGCAAUCAAAGCUUAUGUAAAGGAAGGCCGCCAGGCAGAACUGAGUGCUACGGAACAUCUGGUGUCCGCAGCCCAAGCAGGGAUUUUGACACUCACCAUAACUAACCCCAUUUGGGUUACCAAGACCAGGCUUGUACUCCAGUACAGUUCAGACCCAACAAAUAAGCAAUACAAGGGGAUGCUUGAUGCCUUGCUCAAGAUCUAUCGCACGGAGGGAGUGGCAGGCCUGUACAAGGGUUACGUUCCUGGUCUAUUUGGAACGUCUCAUGGUGCGCUGCAGUUCAUGGCCUACGAGGAGCUCAAGAGAGACUACAAUAAAUACAAGAAAGUUCCUUCUGAUGCAAAGCUGAAUCCCCUGGAAUACAUAACGAUGGCGGCACUAUCCAAAAUAUUUGCCGUGGCUACAACAUACCCAUAUCAAGUGGUUCGAGCUCGACUCCAAGACCAGCACAACAGAUAUAACGGUGUUAUCGAUGUCAUCAAACGGACUUGGAGGAAUGAAGGCGCCACUGGGUUCUACAAAGGCAUCGUCCCCAACUUGAUUCGUGUCACUCCAGCAUGCUGCAUUACGUUUGUGGUUUACGAAAAUGUCUCCCGCUUCCUCCUUGGCCCAAGUUAACAAGGUCCAAUGGCAAAAAGGAAGAGUAUGCACUUGAACUGAGUUAUGAAACAGCAAAACUGACUGAAUGGAUAGUCACAAUACAAGUACCUGGAAUAUCAUCCUCAAUGCAUGAAUUGAGUGUUCCAUUGAAUAGGAAUGAAACGAGUUGCCUUGUUCAUUUACUGAUUGUGGAAUGUGGUAGAUUGAUUGCUGUCCAGUGCUACAUGUUGUACUACACCUCUAAAAGAUGGAAUACCUAUGUAAGGGUUUUUGAUUUUAAAAAGUUUUUUUUUUUCUUUUGGUCAAAAAUGAAAUGGCAAGAGAUAAACGCCAAAAGCCUGAAAUGAAUUUCUUUUUAAUAAUUCAAUAUUUAAAAGGAAAAAAAUAACAUAUACAUGUUCUAACAGAAUCACCAUAAAUGUUUAUUUAUAUAUAACUGUGUAAUGCUGGCAACAAAGAUGUUUUUUUUUUGUUUAAUUUUUAUAAACUCAGAACUGCACACUUCCUUGUGUUGUCUAAUAAAUUCUAAUGCGUAUUUAGAAAAAAAAACAACUGGAUAAACAGGAAGAGGAACAAACUGUCAACAUCAGAUUUUAAAUUUAUUGAGGUCCGUCUUUUUUUGUUCUAUUUUUGCAAGCAACAAUCUUCAUAUCUCCCCAAUUAGUCCUACCUUUGGUUCAUAUAUACAUAUAUAUUGGGGAGGGGGGUCAGAAACAUAGAAGGGAAAAAAACAUGAAAAGUUAAAAAAAAAAAAUUGCUUUAUUAAACAGUAAAAAUUCAUGUAAAAAAAAAAAAAAAAAACAGGACAUGUUUACAUGUUGGCAAUUACUGCCGACAGCACCAGCAAGUGGAAAGUUAACAGUACAGUACAGUACAGAUUUUUAAAAAAAUAUUUUUUCCUGGUAAAGAAACUGGCCAGUCAAAUUGUAAAUUCUGUCAGCAAAACAUUGAAGUUCUUAUCAGUGAUGUUGUGAGGCCUCAGUAAACCGUACCUGCUUAUUUUUGAAAACCAGAUAACAUAGUACUUAAAGCUGACGUCAUUCAUCUUAUGUAACUAUUUUCAUUUUGGAAGCUCUUCGAUGAUAAUCCUGGAAACUGAAUUCCAUCCCGUGGAUGCAUCGCCACGGGGAUAGUCAGCGCAGGUCCCCACCCAUACGGCCACGUCCACCAACCCUGCUUUGACACCCUCACACAGUCCUUCCACUGGCACAAAAAAAAGAACAAAGACAGGACAUAAUUUGUAGGGAACACCCAAAAUGCACAGCCACAAAACUGCUGUAUGCUGAUGUGACCUCUCCCAAUGUUUACUUCCCAAUUUCCACAGUAGUUGAAACCACCAUGGAACUUAAUAGUUCUACAUGAAGAGUGCUUUGCCUUUUAAUUAUUUCAAAGUUGAUUGAAGAAUGUAAAUUACAUCUGUCCAGUAAUUAUCUCUAUAGCUUAGUACAAAUAUUGGAAACCGCUAAAAAGCUAAACACAUAACAUGCAAAUAUAAAGAUGGAAUUUGAACUCUCACUUAUAACAUCGUGGCAAUUGCAACCUGACAUUUCUCCAAAUUUGAGCUCUCCCAUGAAAAGCACACACUGCUGCAUCUCCAAACUGAAAGUCUUUGAGUCACUGACGUUGCAUUUGUUCACUGGCUUGACUUUCACGAUGGGGGCGCACAUUCAUUUUCACCCAGUUAAGCUGUGAAUGGGUGUGUAAACUUGUCAGUCAACUGCAGGGGUUAAUUUGUGCUGGAUCCUGCCAGAACCAGAUCUGGCACCUCUUGAUUUUGACCUACCUGUGUUCCGGGAUUAAUUUUGGCAGAUCGGGCACCUCUCGUGUAUAGAAAAUAAUUAUAAUAUUUUAAAAAAAAAAAAAAAAAAAAAAAGGUGAGCUGCAGCGAUCUUGCUAACGGGCAGGACCGGGUGCAGCAGCAGCUAGCCAGGUUCACGGACAACCAGCCAAGCCGGGGCAGGAGGCCAGGUGGACCAUCAACAGCCGGAGCAACAGGCCAGUACCCUUAUGGGAAAUUCAGGUUUGGGCUGUACAAUUUGUAAGGCGGUGGGAACUUUGAGGCAAGAGAAGACUGAAACUCUCAAAGGAAUGGGUUUGUGUUAUUUAUUGUAAUCUCAGAUUUUUCUUUUUUAUGUUUUCCAAGUUAGACUGUAUGUUACUGUAAGUCCUACCAGUGGUUUUGUGGGCAAUUGCCUGUGCUGUGCAGAGAAUAGCCUAAAUAAUUGUAAAUUGUUGUCAUAUUAUUUAUACCAUGGAUAUUAUCUGAAAUUGAGGCUUGUAAGUCCCACAGCAUGGCAAGUGGGGAUUUGCAUGUUGUUUUCAGCACAAUUUUCUGCGUAUGUUCCAGGACCUGUGCUCGUCUCGUCAUCCCUGCGCUGUCAAAUGUACUCUGCGUUCCGGCACCUUAUGAUUUACAAAAUAAGCACUGGUCGACUGUAUUUGUGCUCUAUGACUGUCUGACAGCCAAGCCGAGUCGUCUUACUUUUGCUUUAUUUGAAUUUAAAUUAUCUCCUUGCACCCUGAAACAGAUAAACGUUAAAAAAAACUAAUGUUUUUUUUUUUUGUUUUGUUUAAUGGUUUUGGGGGGUUUUUUGCCUCAAGAUAAAUGAAAUGCAUUUGUUAACAGAAUAAGUAAGGUUGUAUUUCCAAAACUGACUUUGGCAAGGAUUUAUCCACUGGUGGUUUGAGGUUUCCCUCAAACACCCUUGGGAUAAACUAGAACAGAGAUUGUAAAACAGAUUUUUUCAGUUUUUAAAUACUCCAGGAUGUAUUGUGUUGCAUGUCCACCUAUGUUCUGAUUAUGUGGUCGAAAAAGUCCAUGAUGUGUUCUUAAAAAAACGUUUUAAGAUCAAUUGACGGUAAUGGUUUACAACACUGUAGUGGUACCGCUACUUAUGAAAUUAAUUGGUUCUGGAAGUAGUUUCAUAAACUGAAAAUUCUGUAAGCAGAGACGCAAAAUUCAGACAUAAAUCUUUUAUAAAUAAUAAAAAUGCAUUGAAUCAUGUAACAAAUACAUGUUACAAUUAUAUUCUUGCACAAUAGACAAAUUCUGAGAUGUCUACAAUGUAAAAAACAAGAGUGUAAAGAAUAAACGUUAACACACUGAUGUAAAGCCGUCUGAACACUUCAAGGCCCGAGGGUCGAAUGAAGAGGACACUGGUAUACAAACAUACACAUGGAGUAGAGACCACCUUUUAGCAAUUUGGAUGCCAGGAAGAUGCCAGGAAGACGCUAGGCCAAUGGCAGAGCAGCUAUGUUACUUUCAGUAAACUGCGAGUAGCAGCACAUACUUUAUUUUUGCCUUUCGCAUCCUGAAACUUCUUUCAUAACAAGAGGCAAUCUUUUCCCGUCGAGGUGUGUCGUAACCUGAAAAUUCUGUAUGAAGGGCCGUUCGUAAGUAGAGGUACCACUGUAGUUUUGAUCUAUGUGGUCUGAUUGGUGUCUCCACUUUUUCUCAUAUUUAAAACAUACCUGAAGAUGUUCUGUGGAUAUUGAUGGUGGAGUUGAGCUCUGGACUGCCCUGGUCCAAAUAUAUGAUGGACUCUAUGGGAAGUGGUGCUGUGCACUCUGCUCCAUUGAAGGUGAAGUACCACCGCUGGCAACAUGCGUUCUUGCACUUGAGUCUGAGGGAGCCACUGAAAAGAACUCUCAGGGCGCUGUCUGUUCUCAGCUUGGUGAACGUACAGUCCUACAAGCCAGCAUAGGAGAAUGGCACAUUCAAGGUCACUACUGUGUCUCCGGAUCACUAUUCAAAGAUUUCUAUUGCCCAUAUGUUCACUUCCAGGGACUGUACAAUAUAGAAGUUUUUAUUUGCGGAUGUUAUUUGGCAGCCAUGCUUGUAAUACUGUAUCUUGUGUCUUGUGCAUCAUUAACACAUCAUUCAACGCAGACAUUAUACAGAUAACAUUUAUUAAAAGCCUCCUCAAAAGACAUAACAAAGCACAGACAAAACCAAUAGCACAAUUAUGACUCACGGAGAGAUAUGAAAAUUCAAACAAUUUACAGAAAUCCUGUUUUCCUAAUCUGGUUUGUCUAAACAGUGGGUGAGUCUGGGCUGCUUUAAUGUCCCUUUUCAGAUUUUUCAUCUGUUCAUUGCAAUGAGUAAAAUUAUUUUUUCCUAACAGCAAUAUUUUCCAGCCUGGCAAAGACUGUUACUGUAUCAAGUGGGUUACAACACAUGUAAAUGUACUUACUGCAAUUUUUCCCAAGUCGAUCCCAUAAUUCAAGGAGUUCCAGGCACACUGCUUGUAGUUGGGCCUCCAGGGUUCUUCGAAGAUCUCAUUGACACAUUCUCCCUUCUCACCCUUGAGGCCGUCACGUCCAGGAAUGCCCGGUGUCCCCGGGAUGCCAUUUGCGCCGGGGUUACCAUCUCUCCCGGGUGUUCCUGCUGGACCUUGCAUGCAGCUGCCAUACUACAGGAGAAAGCAAGUUGGGGUGAAUGUGGAUGUUAAGAAUGAAAUCAUUGUAUAACGUCCUGUUUCCUGAGAGUAGCUCAUUCAGAGUGCAACCUGAAAAUAGCCUGUUUUGUCGAUAAGAAGACUAGACUAGUCAUUUUUGCAUGAGAAAAAAAAAUAACUCAGACUAUCACUGAGCUGAUCAUGUCUUGAUGAAAUGGGACCAACAACCUAGACUAGCUGAAUGACAUGACAGUGCUGGAAAGGUUAGCAGUGAUAUUUCUUUGUUUAGCCGCGUCUGUUUAAUUGAAAGUCCUGCAGCUAUAUGUUUAAACCAAGGGCAUAGGUUUGGUCGCCACAUUGGUAGGGACAAUAUUACAGCAAUGCACAUAAUGCAAACAAUGAUCCAAAUAUGGGACACCUAGCUUGACAUCGUUGUUCCUUGUGGAGGCUAGCCUGACUGAAGUAGUUUUGACAGUUAGCAAGUUUAAUGUUAUGCUAACUGUUGCAGGUCGGACUUUCAGUAGCAAAAUUAGUGGUGUUUCCCCCACCUCCACAACAUUGACGUCUUUUUA